Messenger RNA from Notothenia coriiceps (black rockcod), 4490 nucleotides. Its product is annotated as sterile alpha motif domain-containing protein 9-like. The transcript has 4 exons. Lineage: Eukaryota; Metazoa; Chordata; Actinopteri; Perciformes; Nototheniidae. Gene Ontology annotation, cellular component: cytoplasm. The coding region runs from base 144 to 4286 and encodes 1380 amino acids. The record is from RefSeq and is a predicted model, not a curated record.
GGGUCAGUAGCCCUACAGAGCUGGGUGAUAACUUAACUUCUACAGAAGGAUCGCUCUGUGACUUUCGUAACUUUGACAAGCAUGAAAAAAACUGCAGAUACAUCAAACACAGUGUGCUACCUCCAGAAACAGGAAUUGAAAACAUGAUUGAUCCAUGUCAUGAAUAUAAGUCCCUGGAGAAUUCGCACAAACUAAACUCAAAUAGUCUAAAAUUAAAGGUAGCAUUUGAGGUGUUAAGAUUUGCAUGUGCGUGCAUGAAUGUACGAAGCAAUGGGACCAUUCAUUUUGGGAUUACGGAUAAAAAUAGCGGUAAACAUCGGCAUGGUGAAAUCAUAGGGUUUCCUGUCAGUAGUCCAGAGGAUUUUGUUGAUGCACUAGACUACAUUGAAAAAAGCUUUAAAGGGUCAGAUCAACAAUGCGACGCCAGGAGUUGCAUAAGGAACCCCCGAUUCAUUGAGGUCCUUGACAAGGAAACUAGUGAGGAAACUAGUGAGGAAACUAGUGAGAAAACAUGGGUCAUUGAGUAUGAUGUUGUACUAAAAGCAAGCAUUGUGAAAGACAAGCUUUUCUAUGUUGGUCUCCCAAAACUCGCUGACAAUGACAAAAAAAACAAACUUGAAAAGAAAGUCCCUUUUCAGAGAGUUGGAGCUAACACAAAAGAAAUACCAGAGGAUGACCUUUUUCUUUUCAUUCAAAGACUCAGGGAGAAAGACCAACAGAGAGAAGAUGCAGAAUCUUCAAGCAAUCAAACAACUGUUGAAUGUGAAGAGGAUCAAGAGAGGAAACUCUCCAUCCUCUUAACAUGUGGGAAAACUCAUAUGGACGACUCCAUGUUCUACAUCAUAGUGACCAACAAAUUUCACACCGAGCAUCUCAGCCACAUGAGCUUCUUGCUACACAUGAAUAUCUUCUGUGUGUUUGAUUUUGACCCUGAUUCAAAAAAAUCUGGUCUUUGUGGAAAAUACAAGGAGCAGAAGGCUGUAAACCUUCACUUUCUUGAUAACUACGCAAAUAAUGAUCGAUUAAAACCUUCAGACUUUGUUGAUUCGUUGCAGCUUUUUGAGAGAACAAGCUGGAUUUUCUGCAAUGGAAGAAAAAACUUUCCCGGAGGAGAGAAAACCUGUGAUGAAAAGACGUGGAUCAAAACAAGAAAGAAGAAACUGAAAAAGGCAGUAUCUCUCAUCUGCAAUGACAUCCUUCCCAGGCAGUCAUUUGUAGUCCUUUUCCUGCUCAUGUCUCAUAUUGAGCAGCCACUUGUUGAGACUUUCCAUGAAUUCUUUGCAGAGAUGAAUGGAAAUGAUUUUUUGGCAGUAAUAUCUGAGUCAAAGGAAAACUACGAAAACUGGGCAAGUCUUGCCCAGGUGUCUUGCCAUAUGUCUUCACUCAAAGAAAUCAGCAUUGUUGAAAUGCCACUGAGUCAUGUGGACGCCACAGUUCAAAGCAUUCAGCUCUCAAAGAAUCAACCCACCAGGACAUUACCUGUCUUUAACGGAGCACUUUGCUUCUUAAAGUCAGUUGAAGAGGCUAUGUUAGAUUCUUUGGAAAUCAUCAGUGUUGACCAGUGUGAUGAUACAAAUGUGGAUAUCAUGAGUGAGGAAGAAAUCCAACAGAUUGAGAGAAACUUCUAUCAUGGUGGAAAGAUAAAGUGGAUCAAUUUCUGGCUGUCUGACAAACAAAAGUGUGGAAAUAUCAUAAAGAGGGAUGCCUAUAAUGAAACAAGCACAAUACUGGAAAAGAUUAAACAGCGUCCCAAGGCCAUACGUCCCAUUGAGAGUGUGAACAUAUAUCAUCAACCUGGCAGUGGUGGAAGUACAGUGGCAAGACAGAUCCUCUGGAGUUGGAGAAAGAAAGUGCGAUGUGCAGUGGUUAAACAGAGUAAGGAAAUCACAACUGUGUGUGAACAUGCAGUGAGACUGAGAGAACAUGACGAGAGAGACAAAGACAACUGUUUGCCAGUGCUCUUGCUCUUGGAGGACCGCAAUGCAGAUUACAUACAUGAUCUCAGGCGGGAACUUGGAAAUGUCGUUGCAACCCAAAAAAGAAAUCCUUCUGUGUUGUGCUUUAUCCUCCUUAUUUGCAACAGGUCAAACAAACCAGAAAAAAUGUGCAGAGAAUCAUCAUCACAAACAGUGGCAGUCAGACAUCAGCUUACAAAUGAAGAGAAACCUUUGUUCUCAAAAAAACUUGAGCAACUCAAGCUGAAGUUUGAAGCAAACUUCAUCCUCACAUUUGUGCUGUUGAUUGAAGGGUUCAAGAAAAGUUACAUUGAAGAUUUUGUGAAAAACCUUCUACUUAAAAUUGAUCAUUCAUCACGCACCACUCGCCUCAUCAGAUUUGUGGCUCUCUUGAACUACUAUGUUGAAGACUCUUACCUAUCUGUAUCUCACUGCGAGGCAUCUCUUGGCAUAGCUACCCAUGUUGAGAGAGCUCAGUACCAUGCCUUUGUGGAUCAGCUCAGUGAUGAAGCUCGGAUUAUUUUCAUCCACCUUAAUGAAUCAUCAACACACAUCUCAUCAAUAAGGAUUAUUCAUCCAAAGUUGGCGGAGGAAAUUUUGACUCAGCUGUCUGCAAUUUUUCCUCAGAGUGAUAUUGCCAUGGAUCUCAUCACUGACAAAGUACUUAUCAAUCAUAGGUUUGCCAGAGACGAGUUGCUGAAGUUCAUCAGAGAUCUUUUCAUCAAACGCAGUAAAAAGAGCAGAGGUGAUUCUGUAGACACAGCUUUUUCACCCCUUAUUGAGCAUAUCAGCACCGAAAAAGGUGGUGUACAGAAAGCUGUUGAUCUCAUGAAAGCUGCUUACCUAGCUUUGGGUAAAGAUCCAUAUGUUGCACAACAGCUUGCCCGGCUGCUUUACACAAAGUUCAGAUUUGAAGAGGCCCUUGAAUGGGCAGAGGAAGCAAAAUCUCUUCUUCCACUUGAUCCAUUUGUCCUUGAUACUUUAGGACAAGUUUACAAGAAGUGGUUUUACCACUUGUUUGACACUAGGACACCAUCCCCUGAAAGCGACAUUAAAAUCAUAAGCACUGCCCUCAAAGGAAUCUCUGCCUUCCGGGCCUCCGAGAAAUCAUUAACGAAAGAGGCUGUCAACCGUUCGUACUACGGGGAAGUAGAUGUUGGCUGCAGGCUGCUAAAAUUCCUGUCAGAAGUCAAUAUUUUUUCAAACAAUACUGGAAAAUCAGAGUUGAUGCAGUACUUGUUAACAGACUACAUACCAGAAGAUGUAAAAAAACCCUGGCAGGGGUUUCAUCAUCAGUUGAAAGGAUUACAAAAGAGCUUAUGCAACGCACUUGAGUGCAUUUCAGAAGACCUCAGCUACUUUCAACCCGACAUUAGCGAAGAGGAUGAAGAACUUGAUGCGAGGGAUCCAGAACAAGUGUACAGUCCAAAAAAAUGGCUGAGAAGGAAGAGUGCUGUAUAUGCUGAAUUCUUUUGCAUUAUAUCAGAUGAGAGUGACCAAGAAGCUGAAAGCGACAGUACUGACAUUGCCAGUCAAGCUGAAGGGCUUUCUCCAUUCCAAAGACAGAUUAGGACCUACAAGCUUGGUGGAGGACAUUUUACAUCCAUCCUCUCAUUGCUUUUUGACAAGGACCCACAGAGGGCAGGAAAAAAACUCGAGACAAUUAUUGAAAUGUACCCAGAAAACCUGAGAAGUAAUAGCUUGGAGCCAACAGAACUUGCAAACUAUAUUGUUUGCCAGAUAGCUCUUAACUGUACUCUACCUGGGUCCUCAAAGCUCCUGUCCCUUGACAAACUGCAAUAUCUCAGCAAGAGAUUUAUUACCAAGGGGAAAAACAUGUCAAGUGCGAGUGCCCUCUUCCUUCUCUCCCUUCUGUUUUGGCCUGAAUCUGGCAAGGAACUCAGUUCUGCUGAUGCUCAGCUCCUUUUAUCAGCCAUUAAUGCACUGCAGAGACUCUUUGAGCAAAAAAGCCUUAAUACUCGUCGGAGGAAACUGUUGACCCACUUCUUUCUGGCAAAGCCAAAAGGUCUUAACAAGUUUGUACACAAAACGGUUAUCGAAGCACUGGUCAAAGGCACUCUAAGUGAACGAAACCUGAAAUGGCUUGGAGGAGAAGUAUGGAAAAACGAGGAAGUUAUGAAGCUACUGCAACGUGUUGAAGGAUGGACAGAAAAUGGAAGCUUGUUUGUGAAAGGUGGAACCAGAGACGGCAAAAUCAGGGUCCAUCCUCGACAUUCUGCUUCCUUGCCAAAUGGAAAUGAACAAGUUACCUUCUACUUGGGCUUUUCAUUCGACGGAGUCGUUGCCAGUGACAUCCAAGUAAUGGAAUAAUGCUCACAAUGUUAAUCUGUAAAUAUUGGUCCAGUCUUGUGACACAUUGUUUUCUCUGGGGUAUGAUUCUCAAGAAUAAGAAACUAGUUCUGAAUACAGCUGUCAAAGGAAAAAUGAAAAUAUAAAAAUAUUUUUCUCUUUCAAAUACGGAAAACAAGAGAAAGGUUGAGUCUUAAACUGAUUUAAUGGAAGUAUUAAGUAGUA